This is a messenger RNA of Aspergillus versicolor CBS 583.65, 753 nucleotides long. RefSeq lists its product as uncharacterized. NCBI's taxonomy places the organism in Eukaryota, Fungi, Ascomycota, Eurotiomycetes, Eurotiales, Aspergillaceae. The record is from RefSeq and is a predicted model, not a curated record. The transcript is spliced from 2 exons. The coding region runs from base 1 to 753 and encodes 250 amino acids.
AUGCACGUCUCUCUUAUCGCCUACGUGGCUGUCAUGGUCACUGGUGUAAUUGCCGCACCUGGUGGUGCUUCCCGUGGUAACGUUGGAUACAAUGACCACUGCAACAACAACAAUGACUGCGUCGUUGGUUCAUUCUGCAUCGAGAGCAAGUGCAGCGUCGGCCGUGACCUCGAAGACAACAACAGCGAGACAUGCACCCAAGACGCCGAAUGCGCCGUCGGCUCUUUCUGCAUCAACAAGAAGUGCUCCGUGGGCCGCGACUUCGAAUGCACCCUAGACACUGACUGCGUGGCUGGUUCAUUCUGCAUCGAGAACAAGUGCUCCGUUGGCCGUGAUCUUGGUGACAAUAUAGCAAAGGAAUGCAGCACCCACGAGGAAUGUCCUGUCGGCUCCUUCUGUACCAACCACCAAUGCUCUGUCGCCCGCAUGGCCGCCCGCGACCUCGACGAGUUCCUCGGUGAAUGCAGCACCCAUGAAGACUGUGGCGUUGGGUCCUUCUGUGUUGCUCACUGGUGUACCGUCGCCCGUAAGCUCGGAGACGGUAGCAUGAACCUUGCUGCUCGUGAUGUCGUUGCGGAGGAUGAUGACUACUGGUACCUUGAAGCCCGCUCUGCAGUCGAAGUCCUCGACGAGCUUUCCGGCCGCAACGAGAAGCGGAAGCCUAAGAACAAGUGUCCCAAGAAGUGCGGUGGUGGCAAGCACUGCUGCUCGAACCACUUCUGCAAUCCUCCUAACUGUUAUGGGGAGUUUUAA